Molecule: messenger RNA, 316 nt
Organism: Tilletiopsis washingtonensis
Lineage: Eukaryota; Fungi; Basidiomycota; Exobasidiomycetes; Entylomatales
Product: E set domain-containing protein
Exons: 1
Coding region: 123-302 (59 amino acids)
Biological process (GO): Rho protein signal transduction
Cellular component (GO): cytoplasm; membrane; cytosol
Molecular function (GO): protein binding; Rho GDP-dissociation inhibitor activity
Source: RefSeq, a predicted model, not a curated record
GAGAGAGAGAGAGAGAGAGAUGGGCAGCGUACUUGUUUCUUCGUGCCGCGCUCUGCGAACUGCCUGCAACUGACACUUCUCAUGGUUGACUGUGUGCUAAAACAGUGGACAAGCUAGAAGAGAUGAUUGGCUCGUACGGUCCGCGCGCCGAGGCCUACGUGAAGCAUUUCGCCAGCGAAGAGGCGCCUUCGGGCCUGCUGGCACGCUCGGGCACCAACACGGUGCGCACGCGCAUCGUCGACGAUGAUGGCGCCGUGUAUGCCGACUUGACGUGGAGCUUCAAGAUUGCAAAGGACUGGUGACAAAGUCCCCCCCC